CGUUGUAGUUCUAAGUUCACUCUACACUCAAAUAGAGAACAUUUAAAAAUUUAUAACAUAACCAAAAAAUUCUAUCUAUCAUAACGGUUAUGGAAUUAUAGCGGGAAUUUUACCGCCUAAUUUUCACCACAUCCACUACAUUCCAUUGUUGAUGCAUUUCCCACGAUAAAGUGUAGUCGUUUUUUACAUAUUGUGUUGUGAUCCACUUUUCCAAAAUGGAAAGCAAGAGGAUAAAAUUGACGCAUUCCCCUUUUACUGUUUUGGUUGAGGGCAAUAUCGGAAGUGGGAAGACAACAUUCCUUAAUUAUUUUAAACAGUAUAACAACAUAUGUACUUUAGCAGAGCCGAUUGAGUUGUGGAAAAAUUGUGGUGGAUAUAACCUUUUGUCCCACUUGUACGAAGACCGAGAACGUUGGGGAUUUACAUUUCAAUCGUAUGUACAACUCACCAUGUUACAACAACAUACGUUCAAGACUGAUUGUGCUAUAAAGCUAAUGGAGCGAUCAAUCUACAGUGCAAGGUACUGCUUUGUGGAAAAAAUGAUUCGUGAUAGCGUGUUACCAGCACCAUCUGCCUCGGUUAUUGACGAGUGGUUCAAAUGGGCCACCUCAAGUGCGAUGUGUGACGUUGAUCUAAUCAUAUAUUUGAGAGCAUCACCUGAAGUCGUUUAUAAACGGAUGCGCGAAAGAAAUCGUCAAGAGGAAAAGACUGUUCAGUUGGAGUAUUUACAUGAAAUGCAUGAGAUGCAUGAAAAUUGGUUGUACUAUAAGACCAUGUUUACCUGUCCAGCACCAGUUUUAGUGGUUAAUGGAGACUUGGAUAAGUCUGUAAUUGUGGAAGAAUACCAAAAAGUGACGCCAAGUAUUUUUAAUAAAUGUUUAAGUGUGCCUUCUUAAAAUGUUUAUAAACAUAAACUAAAAAUAAUAUAUUAUAAUCAGAGUUUUUAUUAAGAUGAAUUAAAAGUAUUUUACAUUAAA
This is a messenger RNA of Photinus pyralis (common eastern firefly), 977 nucleotides long. RefSeq names its product deoxynucleoside kinase-like. Bases 216 to 896 code for a protein of 226 amino acids. The record is from RefSeq and is a predicted model, not a curated record. The transcript is spliced from 4 exons. Gene Ontology annotation, cellular component: mitochondrion; cytoplasm. Gene Ontology annotation, molecular function: deoxynucleoside kinase activity; ATP binding. Gene Ontology annotation, biological process: nucleobase-containing compound metabolic process. NCBI's taxonomy places the organism in Eukaryota, Metazoa, Arthropoda, Insecta, Coleoptera, Lampyridae.